CUUUUUCGUUUUCCCUGCAUUUGGGUCCAUAACAACCUGCCUGCCUGCCCGUUCAUUCCUGACACUGCUAAGCUGAGGGAAGUAGAACAAUCAUGUCCCAUUCAAUCCAACAUGCCGGAGAAACCAGCAACAAAUCUGGGCUACAUUCCACCAGACGGAGGCUGGGGCUGGGCAAUCGUCUUCGCCUCCUUCAUCUCCAUAGGAUUUGCUUACGCCUUCCCGAAAUCACUCACCAUCUACUACAAGGAGAUCCAGGAAUAUUUUUCAAUUUCCUACAGCCAGAUUGCCUGGGUGUCCUCAGUCAUGCUUGCAUCUAUGUAUGCAGCAGGGCCUGUGAGUAGCAUUCUUGUGAAUCGCUAUGGUAGCCGACCAGUGGUUAUGGUUGGUGGGCUCAUGGUUUCCACUGCCAUGGUCCUCGCCUCAUUUGGAACAACUAUUAUCCAUCUGUAUCUCUGUAUUGGAGUAAUUGGAGGUUUCGGCCUCGCUUUUAAUCUCCAGCCCGCUCUGACUAUCAUUGGAACCUACUUCCAUGUGAAGAGGCCGUUGGCAAACGGACUGGCGAUGACAGGAAGUCCGGUGGUCCUUUUUACACUGGCCCCGCUCAAUCAGUUUCUCUUUGAUUCUUUUGGCUGGAGAGGAAGCUUCAUGAUCCUGGGAGCCAUUGUUUUGAACUGCUGUGUUGCCGGUUCGCUGAUGAGACCCGUCAACAAAAAAGUCCAAGUUGAACUAAAAAGCGAGCUGCACGAAAGUAAUGGAGGAGAGGAAGUCCCCACAGAUCACCAACAAACAGUUGAAGUCCAAAAUGAAAGUGAUAAAAAGGGCUGCAUCCAUAGGUUUAUAGAUGUUUCACUUUUCAAACACAGGGGAUUCAUGAUUUACCUUGUCGGUAAUGUGGUCAUGUUUUUUGGCCUUUUUGCACCCAUAGUUUUCCUAGCUCCGUAUGCCAAACAUUUAGGUGUCGAUGAAUAUUCAGCAGCAUUCCUGCUCUCCAUUUUUGCUCUUGUGGACAUGUUUGUCAGACCAGCGACUGGAUUAAUUGGAAACAUGAAAGGGAUCCGACCCAGGAUUCAGUAUUUAUUCAGUUUUUCUGUUUCCUACAAUGGUGUGUGCCACCUUCUGUGCCCUCUUGCAACUGGAUACGUUGGCCUGGUCAUUUACGCUGUCUUUUUUGGGAUGGCGUUCGGAAUGGUGUGUUCUCUGCUGUUCGAAGUGUUGAUGGACCUCGUGGGAGCUCAUCGCUUCUCCAGCGCUGUCGGACUCGUCACAAUUAUCGAGUGCGGCCCGGUGCUUCUCGGACCUCCUCUUUCAGGAGCUUUGGUUGAUGUUUUUGGGGACUACAAAUACAUGUACUAUGCCUGUGGUGUGUUGAUGUUGGUGCCAGGCAUAUUUUUUUUCAUCAUGCAUUACUUCAACUACAAGAGGCUGGACGAAGAGCAGAGACAGCAGCGCUCAGCGGAGAUGAUGAUGUGUGAAGAAGUCGUGCACCUGAGAAUAAACCAGGAAGGACAGAGCUGAAUUGGAUGAUGGCUAUUAUGUGAGGACUCUACCUCAGAUUUAACUUAUAGAUUAAUAUUUUUAUUUUGUGUGUGGCCGCUUUAUCUCUUUGGAGGCAGGUUUCAAAUAACGCACCAUGCCCAUCCAGUGUGUGCGCGUACACCGUAAAUGUGUUUGUAGGUCAUUAAUGAAUCUGUUACAGCUAGAUGGCAGCAGAUACCAACAUGUAAAAUUGACCAAUGUGUACUAGAAAAGUAUUUUGUAUUGUUAAACAAAGAGGCUGAAAUCUCUUCUCUAUGCUAUAAUUUAAGUUUUUCUCAUCUUAUCAUAUUUGUAAACACUUUCCAUAUAUGACGUAUUUAAUAGAUUGAUCUGACACAACGGGCUAAAAUAGUGUAAAAAUAUGCAUCGUAAUUUUCUAUGAAUAUAUUAAAACUUUUAACAUUAUUUUAUAGAAGUGUUUCAUAUACACCUGAUUUCACAAGCAUAGAGUGAGGUACUAUCAAGAAAAUAUAUUUAACAAUGUAUUACUUGAAAUGUAUUGUAUUGUACUGUAACAUAUUGUAAUAGAUAUUUUACAUAGAAUUACUGAAUAUUACAAUAGUAUUUUUGUUAAAAUUUGUUUAUUUGGAGUAGGACUGUAAUGCAUUAAUUGCAAUUAAAUAAUUACAAACGAUUUAACUUUUUUCUUUUUUUUUUAAUGUAUUUUAGUCGCAUGUUAUAUUCUAAUUACGGAACCGAAAUAUUUUCCAAACACUGAUUAAACUGACGUAUGCAUCAACUCAGGUAAUGGCUGUGGAAAAUGUGAAAUCCAACAAAAUGAAUGUUUCAUCU
Molecule: messenger RNA, 2328 nt
Organism: Corythoichthys intestinalis (scribbled pipefish)
Lineage: Eukaryota; Metazoa; Chordata; Actinopteri; Syngnathiformes; Syngnathidae
Gene: slc16a7
Product: solute carrier family 16 member 7
Exons: 5
Coding region: 112-1515 (467 amino acids)
Biological process (GO): monocarboxylic acid transport; transmembrane transport
Cellular component (GO): plasma membrane
Molecular function (GO): monocarboxylic acid transmembrane transporter activity
Source: RefSeq, a predicted model, not a curated record